AUGGCGUCCCUACGGAUUAAUGAGCUUUUCGGGGUGAAGGGUCGUAUAGCGUUGGUCACAGGAGGGAGCAGCGGAUUAGGGCUCAUGAUUUGUAUGGGUCUGGUCUCCAACGGUGCUAAGGUUUACCUCGUUGCUUUACCAUCGGAUCCAAUCGCCGAGAAAGUACAUGAAUUGAAUGAAAUUGGUGCAUCGACAGGAGGCAGCGCCGAAGGAAUUCCCUGCGACCUCUCUUCCAAAGACGCCAUUGGUAAUCUGGCUAGGACUGUAAGCCAAAAGGAAAAGCAUCUAGAUCUGCUCGUGUCUAAUGCCGGCAUCCGACGUGAUCCCCCAUUGUCUUGUGAUGUUUUGACAGCGUCACUUGACGAGCUUGCAGGUUCCAUGUGGUCUUCUACAGCUUCCGACUGGGAUGAUACGUUCCGUAUCAACACGACAGCGCAUUAUUACCUAGCGGUUGCCUUUUCACCGCUGCUGGCUGCCGCCUCGCAGCUUUCUAUUGGCAAUGGAAUGCUGGGGAAGAGUGAGGGUCGGGGUGUUAUCAUUGUGACAAGCUCUUGUGCUAGCAUGCACAACGCGACAAAUAUCGACCUGACGAGUUAUGCCACCAGCAAGGCCGCCACUGACCAUCUCGUCAAGCUACUUGCUGCAAAAUUCAGCAGGUUUUAUGUUCGUGUCGUGGGCAUCAAUCCCGGAUUUGUGCCCAGCAACAUGAACCCAGUUGGUGAAGAUGGAAAUAUGUUUAGUAAUCUAUUCGAUCAAGUCCCGGCUAAACGGGCAGGAGAUGCGCACGAUAUAGCUGGAGCAGUGCUUUAUCUUGCAAGCAAAGCUGCGGUAAACACACCGAAUCCCUCCCUAAAGCCUAUCAGAACCAAUCCAACUUAG
Molecule: messenger RNA, 879 nt
Organism: Neoarthrinium moseri
Lineage: Eukaryota; Fungi; Ascomycota; Sordariomycetes; Amphisphaeriales; Apiosporaceae
Exons: 4
Coding region: 1-879 (292 amino acids)
Molecular function (GO): oxidoreductase activity
Source: RefSeq, a predicted model, not a curated record